AUAUAAUUAACAUUCAUUCUAGAUGUAAAUUUAGAAUUAAUAUGACUUCUUUCACUAUUCAAUAUGGCUAAACAUGUUCCAGUUGGACAUGCAAAAUGCAACCUCUCUAUUAAAAAGAAUAUCAUAUUGAUAGUACAUAUCUUUAUUUUUAUGCCUCUAUAGAUAUCUCAGGAAAAGUAAAUGGCCGCCUGUGCUUAUUCACAACUGAUAAUAAACAAUAAUUUGACACUAAUUAAUUCACUUUGAAGAAGAACAAAAAACUUAAACAGACCAGUUCUUUUAUAUAUAUAUUUAGAAUGAGAAUGAAGAAAGAUGGUGCUUGAAUAUCUAGUCUGCGAUAUGAAGAAAAUAGAAUGAUUAAAUUAGAAGAAUGAUUGAAAAGAAUAAUAAGGCUACUUUAGAAGAAUGACUUUUACAGAUUUUAACAAUUUAUGUAUUUUCUUUAAAAAUGGUUUUCAAAAUAAAUAAAAAAAUUUGAAAAAUAAUUCAUUUUUCAGAAAACAUUGUUACCAAACACACACACACACACAGAGUAAUGUAUAUAUAUAUAAUUAUUGAGUUAGAGCAUAGAAGGUCCACAAGAACUAGAUUGAAAGUACUUCUUCUACCUCUGUGGUGUGUGGAAGUAUAUUGUUUUGGUUCCAAUAACACAGAUUCAAAUGUUUUAGUGUUCUGGCAAAUAAUAGUACAUCAAGGCUAGGCUGUCACAGCCCCUCCAUUAACUAAGCUUUUCCUUAUCGAUUUAAAAAAGGGAUCAAAAAAGUUGCAUAGACGACUCUUCACUUUAAUAAGGCUGUGAUGAAUCAUAUCACUAUUUCUUACAAAAUUAUUUAUUGCUCUUUUUACAUUUUUAUUCUAUAACCAUAUUAUUGUUAUUAUUAUUAUUAUUAGAAAGAAAAAAAAAAAAAACCAACAGAUCAUUUGGCUAUCUAGUAGUGAAUCUACAUUGGGCAUUGUGGCACUUAUCCCCUUUGUUCCCUGAAUUUGUUAUAUAUACUAUUCUGUUUUAUUAACUUUCAUUUACAAAACAGACAUUGGGAGUUUUUUUCAGAGAAAAAGAUAUAAUUGUCUUCUAGAAAAAUCUAAUAGAAUAAAAUCUCACAACACAAAAAUGCAAUCAAAAUAUGGUAAAAUUCAAUAAAAAUAUAUCUAAAAAAUAAAUGAUUCUGAUAAAUAAGAUCAUGAAACUAUAUAUAGGGAUAAAAACACUAAAUUUUGCUAACUCAUGAGUCAGACCAUUAGCCGCCCUUUUGAUUGUUUGACAAUCAAUCACACCAACCUUCCUAGCAAGAUAAUGAAUAUCAUUAGCAAUCAAUUCGCUUCACAGAUUGAGUUUUGACUCCUAACUAAAUUAAUAACUUCAGUGCUGUCAUAUUUUAUAAUUAGAUUCCGUAUAUCAUAAUCUCUAGCUAGAAUGAGUCUAUCCCGAAUAUCAGACAUUGUAAACUGUAAAAUUCUCCCAAUAAAUAUGAUUACAAGAACUCGAAUCUAGCUAGAAUACCUUCAAACUAACGUCGCGUUAUGAUUAUUAUCUUUUAAUUACAUAUGAUGUGGGUUUUAAUGUUUAUAUGCUUUCAUUUUUGUUAAUUUUAAUUCAAGAUUUUUAAUUUCAAUCACUGGAAUUUUAUUAUUAGUAGCAAUCAAAAGAGACAAUUUUGAAUUAUAGAAAAAGAGAAUGAAUUUACUUUUUUAUUUUCUUAGAAAAGAGUAACAAUUUCCAAAUUUGUAAAACCCUCAAAUGUUAUAUAAGGAGGACUAGCUUUUAGCUGUUACUUGUGGCCAUCUGAAAUCAUGUAAACAAGAAAAAAAAUGGUCCACAGAGUUAGAUGCUUUUUCUAAAUUUUCAUCAGUUCUUUUUUAUUUUGUUUUAAUUUAUUUGUAUCGUUUUUAUGUUGGAACAUAAAUUGCGCCAAGCCAACCGCUAAAAACAGAAAGUCUCUUUCCUUGCCCAAAAAGAAAAAAACACCAUUGUAACUGAAAUGCAUGCAUUCAAACCCUAACCCUAACCCUUACCCCCACUUAUUACAGGAGAGUUUUUUUUUUUUUUUCUUAAUCUCUGAUAUUGAAAACAAAACUCUUUCUAUUUACAGAAGAAAAAAAAGGUGAGAAGAGAGAUAUUAGGAUUUUUGGAAUAUCCAGGGUUCUUAUUGUGUAUAGCAAGGUAAUAAGUAUAACAUAUAGGGCUAGGGUUUUCUCUGAUAUAUAUCGGGAAAAAAAGAAAAGAAAAAGAAAUAUAGAAAUGUCUAUGAUGUGCCCUUCCCUGACCUGUGUAUCUUUUGCAUAUGAGAGGCUACCUCAAGAACAAUUCAGGCUCUCUGUUCUGAAACUGAAUGGUUCUUUCUUUGAGGUGCAAGUAUCGAGGAUGGCUACGGUAGGGGAACUUAAGCAAGCAGUGGAGAAUGUCUUUACUCAUUCACCAGAGGAUGAUAUGCAUAUGAAUAUUUCAUGGUGGCAUGUGUGGAGCCAUUUCUGUUUAUGUUAUAAAGGGCAAAAGCUAAUUCAUGACAAGGCAUAUAUUCAAUCUUUUGGUAUCAAGGAUGGCGAUCAGCUUUAUUUUGUCAGACAUUUAGCAACCAACAACCGUAGUUCAGCCAACAGACAGAAAAGAAACGACUUGAUGCGUGUGACCAGUUUGCAGUUUUAAAGAAAUGGUAAAAGGCUUGAAGGUCCCAUAGAGAGAAAAGAAGGAAGAAACUUUCUGAAUCACUUCAAGUUAUGACAGUCUAAGUUGCUGCUAUUCUUUCUGAGAUUUAAAAUCACUUUGCUCAUUCUGUGCCUACUGCAAGCUACGUCCUUGAAAGUUUUCCUUGAGAUCGAAGAAUGCCACAGAAUCGGAACUAAGAUCUCAUUAAGGACAGCAAGAACAGAACUUUGCAGAGUUCUUGAUAAGUUGACAUUGGGGAUUUCAUAAUCCUUUAUAUACAUAGCACUGAUAUCUGCUAUUAGUGAGCUGAUGGAUUCGACUAAUAUUCCAUAUUGCUAAGCAUAAAUAAAAAAGUCAUUUUCUGUCGUGAAGCAUUUCUUUAGA
Molecule: messenger RNA, 3028 nt
Organism: Ricinus communis (castor bean)
Lineage: Eukaryota; Viridiplantae; Streptophyta; Magnoliopsida; Malpighiales; Euphorbiaceae
Product: U11/U12 small nuclear ribonucleoprotein 25 kDa protein
Exons: 4
Coding region: 2240-2644 (134 amino acids)
Biological process (GO): mRNA splicing, via spliceosome
Cellular component (GO): U12-type spliceosomal complex
Source: RefSeq, a predicted model, not a curated record